Acaulospora colombiana is the source of this 333-nucleotide messenger RNA. Lineage: Eukaryota; Fungi; Glomeromycota; Glomeromycetes; Diversisporales; Acaulosporaceae. The record is from the annotation of a GenBank genome assembly.
UACAGCAAGCCUAUCAAGUUCCCGUGGUAUACAAAUACAAGCGUUCCAGUGACACCCUGAAUAAUAACCCCCACUAUAGGAUUCAACUUUCAGUGCACAGCUCUCAAAGCAGAAUAAACUUCUUCAUCAACGAAUCCACCCCUUGUGCUUCAAGAGUGCAAAUCUACAUUGAUCCACUAUCAGACAUCAUACAAGACUUAAAAAAUCUCAUCACAACAAAAGAUGAAAUCAUCAAAGAACUAGCCACCAUUUCUUCCUCCAACAACAUCAAACACAACUUUGUUGCAUUCACCGAUGGCUCAAUGACCUGCAUUAACAACCACCAAUACAUGG